Molecule: messenger RNA, 984 nt
Organism: Erpetoichthys calabaricus (reedfish)
Lineage: Eukaryota; Metazoa; Chordata; Cladistia; Polypteriformes; Polypteridae
Product: dynein axonemal heavy chain 9-like
Exons: 8
Coding region: 1-984 (327 amino acids)
Biological process (GO): microtubule-based movement
Cellular component (GO): dynein complex
Molecular function (GO): dynein intermediate chain binding; dynein light intermediate chain binding; minus-end-directed microtubule motor activity
Source: RefSeq, a predicted model, not a curated record
AUGAAGGUGGUGAUUUUUAGAUUGCAUUUUGAACCUCCUACUACUUGCCAGUCUGAAGAAACCAUACAAGUGAACAGUCAGGAGACACCUCCAUCUAAAUCUGAGCUGAGCCAUGCAGACGGGCCCUCCGUUGAUAUCACUGAGGCAGUUACAAGAGUAAUUGAAAAACAGAAGCUAUUUCCUGAUGUGGCAUUCACUGCUUCUGUCCUAGAAGUAGCCCAGAUUGUGCCAAACUACAGAAUGGUGGUGGUAGUGGGGCCAGCUGGUUGUGGAAAGUCUGAGCGAAUUAAUAUCUAUCUGCAAGCUCUCAAGGAGCUAGGAAUCCAAGUGAAAGUCCAGAGAGUGUUUACAAGAGCACUGGAAUCGCAGCAUUUGCUUGGAUUCAGCAACCCCCAGACUGGGUGGACAGAUGGUCUAUUGCCCAGGCUACUCAGGCAUCAUUCCCUAGAGUCGCUUACCACAUCUGAAGGACCAAGUGAGCUGAUGACAGCUCUACACUUUGAUGGAGAAAUUGAUAUGCAACAUAUGGAGAAUAUUCAAGCACUCCUCUGCGGCAGUGACUUGUUCAUCCUUUCCAGCAAUGAGCGCAUUAAGCUACCAGACUCGAUUAAAUUGUUUUGGGAGCUUGAAUCUCUGGAAAACAUCAGCCCAGCACUUGCCUGCUGCUUGGGGCUCUUGGUGGUGACAGACGCCCAGGAGAUGUGGAGGCUGAUUCUGAACAAGUGGUACAACGCCUGGCCCCAAACAAGCCAACAGGUCCUACGUCAGCUCACAGAAGAGUUUUUAGGACCUGCCUUGCAGUGGGUGUGUGAGAGUUCUCCACUCAGAAGCCCAGAGCACAAGAAGACAGAUCUCAGGAUGAAGAAAGUGGUCAACAACACUUCAGAAAACAUGGUUCAGACCUUCUGCAGAAUAUUCGAGGCUAGUUCAUUAUUUUAUUUCGAUAAUCCAGUUGUGUAUUUUAUAGUCUUAAUAAUUUUAUGA